CGGAAGCGGCUUUCUGCCGAGACUCAACUGGGGCCGAGGGGCUGGAGAUUAGGCCGAGCUGAUCCCAGCCGGGUUUCCACAUCUCUUCCCAGUUCACGGCGGCUUCACUCCUCACGGUUUUUGUUUUUGUUUUUGUUUUUGUUUUUUUCUCUGCAACGUGAGUGGCGUUGCCUCGCAGUGAUUUCCGUGGGCGUAGCUAAAGAAGGACCUGGGAGGAGAGGAAGCCGCUGCAAACUGGCCAAGCUCCAGAAGGCGUGGAAGUUCCUCCGCGUUUCCCAUUUUAACUCGGCGUGAGCAGCGCGCUCUUCCCGGGCAUCGGUGGUCCCGGCACGUUGUGGGUGGUAUUCAUUGCCCAGACGCUCCGUGUAAUUCGGAGAGAGAAAAACCACCGUUUCCCAGCAUUUCUCGUGGAGGAGAACUAAGCUAUAGGAAAAUGUCUAUUUUCCCUAAAAUAUCUUUGAGACUUGAGGUUGAAAACUAUCUGAAAGCGGGCUUUAUGAAUGAGGAGGUUGUAUCUGCUUUAGGUAAAGAAGCAGCAGAGAGGAGGUUUGAAACUCUGUUACAUAAGUUGUCCUGCCCUCCAUCAUUCACUACCGUCAGAGUAAAUACGCACCUGGCCUCGGUACAGCACGUGAAAAGCCUGUUGUUUGGUGAGCUUCAGAAGCAGUUUAACGGAUUAAGUUUUCCUAUUCUUCAACAUCCAGACCUUCGGGAUGUCUUACUUAUUCCUGUUAUUGGACCUAGGAAUCAUAUAAAACAACAGCCCUGCGAAGUUAUUGUUGGAGCCCAGUGUGGCAACGCAGUCUUACGAGGAGCCCACGUCUAUGUUCCAGGAAUCGUGUCAGCCUCAAAAUUUAUGAAAGGUGGAGAUGUUGUUUCCGUGUACUCUGAUAUUAAAGGCAAAUGUAAGAAAGGAGCCAAAGAAUUUGAUGGAACAAAAAUAUUUCUUGGAAAUGGGAUUUCUGAACUAAGCCGCAAAGAGAUCUUCAGCAGCCUCCCUGAACUGAAAGGCAUAGGUGUAAGAAUGACAGACCCAGUGUAUCUGAGCCCCUCAUUUGACAGCGUACUGCCCAGCUACUUAUUUUUACAAAAUUUGCCGUCUGCUGUAGUGAGUCAUGUUCUGGAUCCUCAGCCUGGAGAGAAGAUUCUAGAUUUGUGUGCGGCCCCCGGAGGCAAGACGACACACAUUGCAGCGCUGAUGCACGACCAGGGAGAAGUGAUAGCACUGGAUAAAAUAUCCAACAAAGUAGAAAAAAUAAAGCAGAAUGCGUUAUUGUUAGGGCUAAAUUCCAUCAGGGCGUUUUGCUUCGAUGGAACAAAGGCCCUUAAACUUGAUAUGGUUGAGGACACAGAUGGAGAACCUCCGUUCUUACCAGAAUCUUUUGACCGAAUUCUUCUGGAUGCUCCCUGCAGUGGAAUGGGACAGAGACCAAACAUGGCUUGUACUUGGACUUUGAAGGAAGUGACAUCAUAUCAGCCAUUACAGCGCAAACUCUUCACUGUGGCAGCUGAGCUGCUGAAGCCGGGAGGCGUGCUAGUGUAUAGCACGUGCACUGUCACCCUAGCAGAAAAUGAAGAGCUGGUCGCCUGGGCCCUCGAGACAUUUCCUCGCCUUCAGCUUCAGCGCCAGGACCCGCAGGUUGGAGGAGAAGGGAUGCUGGGAGCUGGCCUGUCAUCUGAACAACUGAAACGGCUGCAGCGAUUCGAUCCCUGUGUGGUGCCGUCACAGGACAGUGACACUGGUUCUCUCAGAGACGCCAGGAUAGAAGACAUGAUUUGGCUCGCAAAUAAGGAUUGUAUAGGCUUUUUCAUCGCAAAAUUUGUGAAAUGCAAAAGCACGUAGGAGAAGGAUCCUUAGAAAUGAAAGUUCUAAACGUUUUCCAUGUUUUUGUUUUUAAACCAAAAACUGUUGUCAGGCCACGUGAUUGAUGCCGUGGUUGCUGAGGAAACAGAAAAGGCUGCCGGCUGUUCCACCAGGGAUCAAGAGACUGCACUUCACAGAGGAAGUAGCGGGAGG
Messenger RNA from Kogia breviceps (pygmy sperm whale), 2017 nucleotides. It is a transcript of the gene NSUN6, whose product is annotated as NOP2/Sun RNA methyltransferase 6. Gene Ontology annotation, molecular function: RNA binding; RNA methyltransferase activity. Lineage: Eukaryota; Metazoa; Chordata; Mammalia; Artiodactyla; Physeteridae. The record is from RefSeq and is a predicted model, not a curated record. Gene Ontology annotation, biological process: RNA methylation.